ACUGAGUAUCCUUCAGUGGAUUCUACCUUCCAGCUCUCUACAAUGACUGGACGUGGUAAACAAGGUGGUAAGGCUCGUGCCAAGGCCAAGACCCGCUCCUCCCGGGCCGGCCUACAGUUCCCCGUGGGUCGUGUGCACCGUCUGCUCCGCAAGGGCAACUACUCGGAACGGGUGGGCGCCGGCGCCCCGGUGUACCUGGCGGCCGUGCUGGAGUACCUGACGGCCGAGAUCUUGGAGCUGGCGGGCAACGCGGCGAGGGACAACAAGAAGACGCGUAUCAUCCCGCGCCACCUGCAGCUGGCCAUCCGCAACGACGAGGAGCUCAACAAGCUGCUGGGCCGCGUGACCAUCGCACAGGGCGGUGUCCUGCCCAACAUCCAGGCGGUGCUGCUGCCCAAGAAGACCGAGAGCCACCACAAAGCUAAGGGAAAGUGAGACCCUUUAUACAAAGCACUAUCACCAAAGGCUCUUUUCAGAGCCACUCACUUUCUCCAAAAAGAAUUG
This is a messenger RNA of Rattus norvegicus (Norway rat), 504 nucleotides long. RefSeq names its product H2A clustered histone 4 (gene H2ac4). Gene Ontology annotation, molecular function: structural constituent of chromatin; DNA binding; protein heterodimerization activity. The transcript has a single exon. NCBI's taxonomy places the organism in Eukaryota, Metazoa, Chordata, Mammalia, Rodentia, Muridae. The coding region runs from base 43 to 435 and encodes 130 amino acids. The record is from RefSeq and is marked validated. Gene Ontology annotation, cellular component: nucleosome; chromosome; nucleus.